Molecule: messenger RNA, 855 nt
Organism: Gossypium raimondii (Peruvian cotton)
Lineage: Eukaryota; Viridiplantae; Streptophyta; Magnoliopsida; Malvales; Malvaceae
Exons: 2
Coding region: 178-537 (119 amino acids)
Molecular function (GO): carbon-sulfur lyase activity
Source: RefSeq, a predicted model, not a curated record
GCAAAAUUUUCAGCAAGCAGAAAAAUCCACUCAAUUGAAAAACACCAGAUCAUAGAAUUGCUAAUCGAUCUCUCAGUACUGAUUCAGAUUUCCUGAACCGAAAGCAAGUAAUUUUCAAAGGACCUUGUGCAACACAGCUUUUGGAUAAACUUUGCACUUGUCCUGGUUAUUGUCAGCAUGGAAUCCGAGUUAGUACUGCACAAUGGUGGUUGCCACUGUAAGAAAGUAAGAUGGCAAGUCCAAGCACCUACUAGUGUUGUUGCUUGGAAAUGCAACUGUUCCAACUGCUCCAUGAGAGGAACCAUUCACUUCGUUGUCCCACGUCAAAGGUUCGAGCUUUUGGGUGAUUCAGAGGAGUUCAUUACUACCUACACUUUCGGAACUCACACUGCAAAGCAUACGUUUUGUAAGGUUUGUGGAAUAACUUAUACCCAACGGUCGAACCCCGAUGGCAUUGCUGUGACACUUGCAUGUUUAGACCCUGGAACGCUUUCCCAUGUUGAGAUUCGGAAUUUCGAUGGCAAGAAUUGGGAAUGAUCAGAGUGGCAUUGCUUUACAAUCCAAAACUCAUUCCACCAAGUAGCUCUCAUUUCAGGUUUAUCAAUGGCUUUCACAAAGAGGAUUACCCUUAAUUUGAUUGUCUUUUAAAAAUGCAGUCGUUUAGCUUCUACUUUACAUCCGAUGUGUAUUGGGGCUUCAUGGAACUGGAUGCUAUAUGUAUGGUACUUGUGUGUGUGUCUGUCUGUAUGUCUGUAUGUAUAUGUGUUCUAACUUUUGUUCUCUUGUUGGUAGCCAUAAAAGUUUUGCUGUAAUUGGAGUUUGCUAUGAAUAAACUCUAUGUUAUGAUUUACGCAA